AUGUGGGGUGUAAACAAGCCUAAUGCAGCAUGUGGUGGUGCAAACAAGCCUAAUGCAGCAUGUGGUGGUGUAAACAAGUCUAAUGCAGCAUGUGGUGGUGUAAACAAGCCUAAUGCAGCAUGUGGUGGUAUAAACAAGCCUAAUGCAGCAUGUGGUGGUGUAAACAAGCCUAAUGCAGCAUGUGGUGGUGUAAACAAGCCAAAUGCAGCAUGUGGUGGUGUAAACAAGCCUAAUGCAGCAUGUGGUGGUGUAAAUAAGCCUAAUACAACAUGUAGUGGUAUAAACAAGCCUAAUGCAGCAUGUGGUGGUGUAAACAAGCCUAAUGCAGCAUGUGGUGGUGUAAACAAGCCUAAUGCAGCAUGUGGGGUGUAA
Saccoglossus kowalevskii is the source of this 372-nucleotide messenger RNA. Its product is annotated as keratin-associated protein 5-4-like. The record is from RefSeq and is a predicted model, not a curated record. Lineage: Eukaryota; Metazoa; Hemichordata; Enteropneusta; Harrimaniidae.